AGAUGUUGCAAUGCAAAAAAAGUGGGGGUUUUAAGUGAUUUAAUCGUUAUAGUUUUAAUUCUGUGGCUAGAUUGCAUAGACAAUAAAACAUGGAAAGAAUGUGAAGUGUUUUUGCAACGGGAAAUCGGUGCACCUUCGACUUCUCAUCAAUUUUGUCCCUCCAGGCUGUCCGUAGUUGUUUGUGCAUACUGUUCUGGUGCUCUGCUCAAGUGUGUUGCAGACAGAAAGGUGCUUUUCCUGUUAAAUCAAACCUUUUAGUUGCCACAUACUUUACUAAUAGAUUAAUUAUCGAGUUUGAAGCACGGAAAGACACCAUUACACGAUAACUGGCUGCUGUCUCCUCAAUGGGUUUACUGAACGCACUAAGAGCUGUCAGAUGCUACCUGAGUCCCUUUCCAACAUCAAAAUCAUGGCUUUCCACCAAAGCCUUCCAGCUGGGGGACAAGAACAUCCUACUAAUGGGUGCUCCUGGAGCAGGGAAGUCCACAGUGGGGAGGAUAGUGGCCCACAGACUGGGACUGCCUGUCAUCGACGUCGAUGAUGAUGUCCUGGAGACGACAUGGAAGAUGCCUGUGGCUGCCAAGCUGGCAGCAGUCGGCGGAGAGCGUUUCCUGGAGGAAGAAGGCCGGACUCUGUGUAACCUCUCUGCCUCUGGGUGUGUUGUUUCCCUCACAGGCUCCAACCCUCUCCACGCUGCUGCAAUGCAGCACGUCAGAGAGUCUGGACUGGUCGUCUACCUGGACGUGGACAGCGAAGACAUCGUACAGAGACUCGCCAGGAUAAAGGUGAACAGGAUCGUGGGCCAGGAGGCAGGGGCGUCCAUGAGGGACAUCCUGCGUUACAGGAAGCAGUUUUAUGAGAAAUGGCUUGACGUGCGGGUGCUGUGUGGAACGGGAGACACGGCGGAGGAGGUAGCGGAGAAGGUGCUGAAGGCAGUGGAGAGAUAUCAGAACCACGCUGCAGAAACGUACGUGUCGACCAGGAGUGACAGCGUGGCCAAUCAGAAGACAUACUUUAGUGAUGUGGUAGUCGAGGGUCUGGCCGCAGACGGAGGCCUUUAUGUUCCCAAAAAUGGCUUCCCACACCUUGAUGCUCGUGAAUGGCUGAGACUAGCUGACAUGUCGUACCCAGAACGAGCGUUAGUUCUACUUGAAAAGUGUAUACACCCGUUGGACGUCUCUGCUUUGGACCUCAGAACAAUGAUAUUCAAGGCAUAUGGGUCUAACUUUUCUAGUGAGGCAGUAGCACCUGUAAAACAUCUCAUCCACAAUCAGUAUGUCCAGGAGCUUUUUCAUGGCCCCACCGCCUCAUUUAAAGACCUCGCCUUGCAGCUGAUGCCGCAGCUCUUCGCCCACUGCCUCCCACAGAUGUGCAACUACCUCAUCCUGGUAGCCACCUCUGGGGACACAGGAAGUGCGGUGCUCAGCGGCUUCAGCAGCCUCAGCAGCUCUGACACGCACAGGACCGGGGUGCUGGUGUUCUUCCCAGAGGAAGGCGUGAGCGAGAUCCAGAAGCUGCAGAUGACGAGCUACAAGGAGGGCAACGCCAGGGCCGUCAGCGUCCGGUCAGACUUUGACUUCUGUCAGAGAAGCAUUAAGAGGAUGUUUGGAGAGUCGGGGCUGAUUGGACACCUCGCUGUUGAGUACGGCACAGUCCUCAGCACCGCCAACUCCAUCAACUGGGCGCGGCUGUUGCCACAGGUGGUGUACCAUUCCUCAGCCUAUCUGGAUCUGUGCAGAGACGGUGUUAUCAAGUUCGGGGAGCCCGUUGAUGUUUGCAUCCCUUCUGGUAACUUUGGCAACGCCAUGUCAGCUGUGUACGCCAAGCAAAUGGGCAUCCCGAUAAGAAAAGUCAUCUGCGCGUCCAACCACAACCGCAUCAUCACGGACUUUAUCACCACAGGCGAGUACGAUCUCCGGGGACGGCCUCUGGUGCUGUCCCACUCCCCGGCUAUAGAUAUCCUGAAGUCCUCCAACCUCGAGAGGUUUAUCUACCACGUCUCAGGCGGAGACAGCCGUCUUGUCAAGGAGCUGUUCACACGCUUAGACCGACGGCAGCACUUUCAGGUUCCUGAGCCUCUUCUUGGCAGGAUACAGCAGGAAGUGCUGGCUGGCUGGUGCUCUGAAGACGACUGCUUGGCCGCCAUCCAGAGCGUUCACACACAGACGGGCUACCUCAUGGACACACACACCGCCGUGGCUAAAGUGGUGGCCGACCGGCUGCAGGACGGUUCGUGCCCCGUGGUGCUUAGUUCCACUGCUCACUACGGGAAAUUUGCUCCCGCUGUGUUCAAAGCUUUACGAAUCCAAAAUAUUCCAGAGGAUCCCGUCGAGCAGCUGAAGAAGCUCGGAUCGACUGCGUCCGGACCUGAAGGACACAGAGACAUGAUGAAGUGCCUGGAGAAAAGAGGCGGGAGGGGACACACUGUUUGUCAGGCAGAUUACGGCGUGUUGGUGGAGCAGGUGGAGAGCAUGAUACAGGACUCCUUCUUGAAAGUUAUGUAGGAUUCGCUUUUGCUAACAUCCACCUAAAUUAACCUUAAAGGGCGGGUCCAUCUCAAAUGGAAAAAGCUGUGACAUAGGUUACCAAAGUAAGCUAAUCAAUAAGGUUAUGAAUAAUGUGAACUCUAGCACUAGUCAAUGUUAUCUGUGCUAAGUUUGGAAAUAACUGAAAGGGUAUACUCCCACGUUCUGCAAGGUAAAAUUACUGUUUUUGUGAAUG
Sebastes umbrosus (honeycomb rockfish) is the source of this 2721-nucleotide messenger RNA. RefSeq names its product threonine synthase-like 1. The coding region runs from base 345 to 2504 and encodes 719 amino acids. The transcript is spliced from 3 exons. The record is from RefSeq and is a predicted model, not a curated record. Gene Ontology annotation, biological process: amino acid metabolic process. Gene Ontology annotation, molecular function: pyridoxal phosphate binding. NCBI's taxonomy places the organism in Eukaryota, Metazoa, Chordata, Actinopteri, Perciformes, Sebastidae. Gene Ontology annotation, cellular component: cytoplasm.